GGUCGCCAGUGGAUGCGGCGGCCGCAGUUGCGGUAUUUCUCGGCGUGGAGGAGGCGGGGUCAGGGGAGGAGGCGGCGUUGAGCGCGUUCCUGUGCCGCCUCAUGUGUACCCUGCCCGGGGAGCAGGAAAGGAGCCUCCGGCGGCGGCAACCAUGUCUGAGAAUGGCGCCUCUGCUCCCCACGUCCCCAACGGCGAGUGCGCCCCGCGGUCGCCCGGCAACAAGGUGACCGUGGUGUUGGGGGCCCAGUGGGGCGACGAGGGCAAGGGCAAGCUGGUGGAUCUGCUGGCGCAGGACGCGGACAUCGUCUGCAGGUGCCAGGGAGGCAACAAUGCUGGGCAUACCGUUGUUGUAGAUUCCGUGGAAUAUGAUUUUCAUCUCUUACCCAGUGGGAUCAUCAAUCCAAAAGUCAUUGCAUUCAUUGGAAAUGGAGUGGUGAUUCACUUGCCAGGACUGUUUGAAGAAGCAGAGAAAAACGUAAAAAAGGAAAAGGUGAGAACAACCUUUUAAGGACUAGAAGGCUGGGAGAAGCGAUUAAUAAUUUCUGACCGAGCUCAUAUUGUAUUUGACUUUCAUCAGGCUGCUGAUGGCAUUCAAGAACAACAAAGACAAGAGCAAGCAGGAAAGAACUUGGGAACGACCAAAAAAGGGAUUGGUCCAGUCUAUUCUUCGAAAGCAGCUCGAAGUGGGCUCAGAAUGUGUGAUCUUGUUUCUGAUUUUGGUGAAUUUUCAGAGAGGUUCAAAGUGUUAGCUAACCAGUACAAAGCUAUAUAUCCAACCUUAGAGAUAGACCUUGAAGGGGAAUUGAAAAAACUCAAGGGCUACAUAGAAAGGAUUAAACCAAUGGUGAGGGAUGGUGUUUAUUUCAUACAUGAGGCUCUACGUGGACCACCAAAGAAAAUCUUAGUAGAAGGUGCAAAUGCAGCAUUACUGGACAUCGAUUUUGGGACAUAUCCUUUUGUGACCUCUUCGAAUUGUACAGUUGGAGGCGUUUGCACAGGUUUGGGCAUGCCACCUCAGAAUGUUGGGGAAGUAUAUGGAGUUGUAAAAGCAUAUACAACUAGAGUUGGAAUUGGUGCCUUUCCUACAGAACAAGAUAAUGAAAUUGGAGAAUUGCUGCAGAAACGAGGUAAGGAGGUUGGCGUGACUACUGGUAGAAAAAGAAGAUGUGGCUGGCUGGAUCUUGUGUUACUCAGAUACGCCCACAUGAUUAAUGGAUUUACUGCAUUGGCUGUUAUGAAAUUGGAUAUCUUGGAUGUAUUUCCAGAAAUCAAAGUUGGAGUUGCUUACGUACUAAAUGGUGAGAUCAUACCUCAUUUUCCUGCAAACCAGGAAGUCUUAAAUAAAGUAGAGGUUAAGUAUGAGACAUUCCCAGGAUGGGACACAGACAUAUCAAAUGCAAGAACAUUUGAUGAACUGCCUGUAAAUGCACAGAACUAUGUUCGGUUUAUAGAAAUGGAGCUUGGCAUUCCUGUUAAAUGGAUUGGAGUAGGGAAAUCCAGAGAGUCAAUGAUCCACAUGUUUUAAAGAUUUCAGAUGCGUGGAAGAAAGCACACUCCUGAAUAAGACUGCUUAGUCUUACAUGUAUUAUUAGUAGCCUACAAAGUGAAGAUGUUGGAAGGAUAGAUCUUGCAUGGAAAGAAAUGCUAGAGUUGGUCUCUCAAACUGAUUGCUACUCCUGAAAGACUUUGACUUCUACCUAUAUCAGCUCUCUAUCCAACUGGCAAUAUCUCCAGGACACUUGCCAUUACUGUUAUACAUGGUGCCACCAGACUUUUCUUUAUCAUCUAGUAUUUACUUCAUAACAUAAUCCUUGAUGUUUGAAAAUGGAAGGUAACAUUAUUUUCCUGACUUUGUCUUGAUUGUCGUAUCCAUGCUUCUGGCGGUGUUACUUCCCUGAAAUCUUAACCAGUAAAAAUAAUGCAGUUUUGCACAAAUGGUUUUACAUCCUCAUUAUUUGUACUCCUAAAUAUGUUGUAUUCUUUAUGGCUGCUGUUGUAGUGAGUGAUUAAAGAGGGAUUCUGAUGAUUUUAUAAUGCUAUAAACCUUGUCUAAACGCCG
This is a messenger RNA of Chrysemys picta bellii (western painted turtle), 2059 nucleotides long. NCBI's taxonomy places the organism in Eukaryota, Metazoa, Chordata, Testudines, Emydidae. The record is from RefSeq and is a predicted model, not a curated record.